AUGGUGAGGGAGUGGCCCCGGCAACAGGCCCAGACAAAGGCCUCGAUAAAGAAGGAGAAACCUCUGGAGGAGAAGGUUCUGGCAGAUGUCAGGAGAAAGGUCUCGCAGAUAAAAGAGAUGCUGGAACCCGCUCUGCAGAACUCCAGCCUCUCCAGCAACAUCACACAGCAGGCAGAACACACCGCUCACGCUGUGGCAAAGGAAUCCAAAGCCAUUCUGAUCCAGGCCAAGCACACGAGGACAGCGUCGGCUCACCUCAGCUCGCACAUCGACUCCGCUCUGCAGCAGCUGAGUGAGCAGGAGCUGCAGACUGACAGAGCCCGCUCCCUGGUCACUGCAGAGCCUCAGGCGUCCCUGGCCGGCGUUAAAGAAGACAUGGAGGCAGCCAGGCUCCAGUUAAAGGCUUUCUCUGUUACACUCACUGAGCUAAUCAGCAAGAUUGAUGGGAACGUGCCGCUGGAGCGCUUUGACCGGAUCCUGGAUGAGACGGAGCGGCGCCUCAGCAUGCUCCGCGGGAGUGUCGACAGCCCGACGCUGGGAGUGAAGAUUCAGAAGCUGCGUUCAGCCGCUCAGGAGCAGCACAGCCGGAUGUCCCUCAUUGAACAGGACUUACAGGAGAUCACAGAGGAGAGAGACAGUCUGAGGGACAUCGCUCUGAACCUGCCCGCGUCCUGCCCCUAGGCCUCAGCCACAGGUACAGGCUACACACUGAAGAGGAGAGGCCUUAAAGGGAUGCUUCAGAUUGUUUGAAGUGGGAUUUGAUCAGGUACUUAUCCAUAUUCAGUAUAGUACCCACAGUAGAUGAAGGAUGGCACGCCCCGUGAUUGGAUGGAAAGACAGGAUUACCAUGGAGGAGACGGAAGAGAAAAGAUGAACUGCUGGGGAUGGGGCGGCAGCAUAAUAUAUUGUAGCCUCCUUAUGAAUAGCAAAAUCACUUACAGUGUGUGCUAUAUUUAGAAUACUUACACUGCUUUACUUUGCUGUCAGACAGCUCUUUCCAACGGGGAACUGAAGCGUAUUUACGCUUUCUUUAAAGCCAGCAGACUCUAUUGACGAAAACAGUCAGUUUACUUUGCAGAACAAGGGUUGGGCUACCGCUUAAGUCAAUCAGUGGAAAUGUAAUUGUCAGUAUUAUUGUGUGACUUUGGGCUUUCGAAGGCUUAGCUAGUUUGAUCUACCAACAUAUAAUGCAAACAAACCAACCUAUCAAGGCAGUGAUAGAGCAGCAGCAGCUUCCAUGUUUGUGAGUUCUGGUGACUUUUAAAAGAGCAUAGAAGAAGAAGAAUCUGGUUUAUUGUAGGUUUACACAUAAAAGGAAUUUGCUUUGGUGUGUAAUUGUGCAUACAUAACAACAAUAAGAGUGUUUAAGUAAAAGGAAAAAUGCUAUACAUUUUCUUUUUUUCUUUUUUCUUAGAAAAUAUUGAAAUAAAUGUUUUUCAAGGAAUGGAAAAAAAGUACAAAAAUAAUGACAAUUUAGUCUGAGAAUAAAAUAUGUGCAUUAUAGAAAAAUAUGACAGCUUCAGUUCCCCAUUGGAAACUGUAGAGUGGUACAAAUAUUCCACAUUUAGCGUACACAUCGUCUAAUAUUGAUUCUGUAGGUUUCUUUAAUAUGUUUUGCUGCUGCUCCCAUUCAGCAGUACAUCGCUGAGAUUAGCAGCCAGUACUCCUGUGUGCUUUUUCAAACUAGGGGGCGUUCCAUCCAUCAUCGACUGUAGGUAGUGUGGUAAGUACCUUAUACAACCCCUCUUCAGAAAACUCUCCCUCUAAGUCAUUGAUAAGACACGCCAACAUCAGAGAAGCCUGGGAGGAUUUUGAUAAUAAAAGGGGCUUUGGUAAUUUUUUAUUCUGCUUCGAAAAAGUGAGUUAUAUCCCUUCAUAUUUUCCAGCUUUUGCCCCAAGGUACAAUUUAUUUUACCACCUCAAGAGACUCAGUCUCGCACAUUCCCAGCAAAGCCUCAAACCCCUCCACUGUCUCGCAUGAUUCAAACCUAAUCUUCCUUUUUGUUUUCCUUAAUUUCUUUCUCCCACUCGCUCCUUUUACUGCAGAACUGUAAUUUCACCGUGAAUAAUAACCAGACGUACUGAACUGCUGGAGUGCCCUGUCAAGUUUAAAAUAAAGCUGAUUUUCCUUU
Molecule: messenger RNA, 2132 nt
Organism: Notothenia coriiceps (black rockcod)
Lineage: Eukaryota; Metazoa; Chordata; Actinopteri; Perciformes; Nototheniidae
Exons: 4
Coding region: 1-681 (226 amino acids)
Source: RefSeq, a predicted model, not a curated record